GUGAGAGAGAGAGAGAGAGACAGAGAGAGAGGAGGGGGGGGAGGCUAUUUGGCAUAUUUGGCAGGAGAGGGAAGAAAGAAAGGAGGGAGGGCUGCUUUUGAGAGAGUGUGUGUGUGCCUGAGAAAUGAGAGAGAGAGAGAGAGAGAGAGAGGGAGGAGGGUACUGAGCUGAGAGAAAUCUGUCAGAUUCAAACACACUGCUCUGUGUGUGUGUGUGUGAUAGAGAGAACGAGAGAUGAGAAGAGAGGAGGAGAGCUGAGGAACAGAUAGAAAGAGACAGCAGAGGACCACAAAGUGAGGCCCGUUCACCUAUGGAUCAGCAUUCAUAUCGGAAACCUAAGGGAUUCCAUGACCACAUCGACCCAACUGACAUCCCCGCAGAGCGCAGCACAUCGACACUGAUGCCGAUGCUCUGCACGCAGCUGUAGAACAGCAAGGCCAAGGGGGUCAGAGGUGGAAGGUCACAGACUACAGAGCCAGAGCAGGAACUAAGGUUAAAAGGUGCCAGGAGGCGUGACUGAGAGGCUACAAGAAGAAUCAGAGAUCAGGAAGGAAGGUCUCAGUGACAGAGUCAAGGGUCAAAGAUGAUGACAUCACAUGGAAAGCUAAGGAAGGAGAAGGGGAGUCUGGCCGAGUACGAAUCGCAGAUGAAAGACCUGCGGGCCCAGCUGACAGACCAGAUAAAGAUUUUAGACUCUCAGGUGGAGGUGAAACAACAGCAGCUCUCAGACCUCUCUGAGUUUCUCCGGCGCCGAGGAGACAUUGAGGCUGAAUAUGCGCGCGCCCUUGACAAACUCACCGAGCGAUUCACCCACAAGACUAAGAAGAAGGAGCAGUGGGGUCAGUCUGUGUGUCAGGUCUGGUCUGUUUUGCUGACUCAGACUCGUCUGGAGAGCCGGGAACAUGCAGCACUGGGUGACACCUGCUGCAACACACUCACACAGCGGUUGGCGCACAGCACGGAGGAUACACACCGUCUGCACAAACGAAGCAAAGAAGUUGGCAUCCAGAUGCAAGAUGAGUUGCUUAAGGUCACCACUGAACUGCAGACGGCUCUGAAGACGUACAACCAGUACCACACAGACUGUCUGAUAGCUGAGGGGAAGCUGAAGGAAGCCGAGCGGUUGGAGGAGAGACACACCGGCAAGUCAGCUGAGCUCGGGCCCGGCCAAUCAGGGGGGCAGAGGCGGAGCUCGGUCAAGAAGAUGGAGAGAUUAAUGGAGAAAAGGCAUGGCAGAGUGCAGGAGACCCAGCUGAAGUGUACCAAAGCUCGUAAUGACUACCUGCUGAAUCUAGCAGCAGCCAACGCCGCCAUGAACAAGUACUACCUGCAGGAUAUCAGCACUCUCAUCGACUGCUGUGACUUGGGUUUCCAUCUGUCCGUGGAGAGGGCGAUGAAGUGCUACCUGGCCAGUAGGUGGCGCAUCCAGAAAACAGAGGAGACAGGUCUCAAGCAGCUGGAGGCUGCCGUGACUUCCCUGGACCAGGGCGGAGACAGGGAUGCAUUGCUUCAGCAACAUGACGCCGCCUUCUGCCUUCCAUUCAGAUUUAACUACCAUCCACACGAGGGAGACCAGGUGUGCGAGGUGAGCGCGGAGAGCCAGGUGAGGUACGAGCUGGAGACCAGGUUCCAGCAACUUCAGUCUCGACUUGCUGCCGUUACCUUGGAAACAGAGGAGGUCAGUAAAACACUUAAAGCCACGCUCACAGCCCUGCUGGACAAUAUGUGUGAAAGCGACUGUAACCCCUCCCCCGACGUGCCAAGCAGCCUAUCACACGAGCCCCCUGGAGGAAACACCGCCCAAAAACUUACCCUUGCGAAGCGUCGAGCCAAUCAGCAGGAGACAGAGACCUACUAUUUUACAAAAGUGAAGGAGUUCCUUAUCAGCAGUUCUCUGACCUUCAAACUUCAAGCCAAACAUGACAUUCUACACGAUGCCAUACAGAAAGCUGAGGCUGUCGACAGUGACCCUUCCAGAAUGCAAUGUGCUCGGUCAGUGCGUGUACGGAAGUCCAGACCUGUUUCCCAAUUCUGCCACACACUCUUCACCACAGACAUAAUCUCCUACAUACAGAGCUCUGGGCAGCAGAUUCCUGUGGUGGUUGAAAGCUGUAUCCGUUUUAUAAACCUUCACGGCCUCCACCACGAAGGAAUAUUCAGAGUUCCUGGGUCACAGCGGGACGUUAACCUCAUCAGAGAUGCAUUUGAGAGAGGAGAGGAUCCUCUGUCAGACAGUGAGUGUGACCUGGACUCUGUGGCCGGUGUGUUGAAGCUUUACUUCAGGGGCCUUGAGCCUCCUCUCUUCCCUUACGACAGCUACUCUCAGCUGCUGGAGUGUGUCCAAAUCGAGGGGGUGACAGAGAAAGCUGCCCAGAUUAAAGCGAUUGUCUCCACCUUCCCACGGCCUCUCCUCAUCGUGAUGCGCUACCUGUUCGCCUUCCUCAAUCAUGUGUCUCAGUACAGUGAUGAGAACAUGAUGCAGCCCUACAACCUGGCCGUUUGCUUCGGUCCCAGCCUGCUGAGGGGUUUGGACUCUGAUGACGCUGUUGCUCGGCAGCCACAGGUCAACGAUCUUGUCAAAACCAUGAUCCUCCAACAUGACAUCAUCUACCCCAGCCAGUCAGAACUGCCUGGCCCCGUCUAUGAGAAGCACAUGACUCUGGAGCAGGAGUACUGUGAACCAAUCACAGAGGAAGGAGAUGGAGAGACUGAGCAUCUGCCCAGUGAGGACGAGUGGGAGGCAGUGGCUAUGUUUGACUACACGGCGAGAUCUCCUGCAGAGCUGUCCUUCAAGCAGGGAGAGCUUCUCAUCCUUCACAGCAAGGCCUCCUGUGACUGGUGGAGAGGCGAAGUGGGAGGGGUCAAGGGUCUCAUUCCUCACAAGUACAUCAGCGUGCUGGACGGGUCAGAGCGAGGGAAAAGAGAGGACGGAGGAGGAGGAGGAGGAGGCAGCACUGGAAACCUGACAGCAGAAGAUCCACAGACGGAGAACACAACUCGAAUGCGGGUGAACAGCGACAGUGCUUCGUUGCCUGGGAGACAGAGAGGAAGUGAGGGGAGCCCCAAUCGAAAGCCGCCAACCUCUCCUGCCACACGACACCUGCCAGUGUCUCAGGAGCGAAGACACACUUUGGACACUGUGAGACAGGGCGGCUUCAGACCCCCAGACAGACCUCCAUUUGGUCAGGCAGACAGACCAGUAGUGGACAAGGAGAUGAUCAGUCGUCAGAUGAACUCAGUGUUCAAAGAGCUCCUGUCUCGCCAGCCUGCCGUGCCGCCGUCCACCCUCAACGCCCCUGCUCCCUCCUCCGCCUCCUCCUCCUCCUCCACUCUUCCUCAAGCUGCCCCCGCUGCCAAAAAAGUAGGAUUUGGCCUCAGAGGAAGGGCCCUUUUCAGACCGGUGGACUGAGAGAGAGGAGAGCCGAUGAGUGGAAUUAUUGAUUUAUUGUUUGACCAUGAUGAUUAUGCUGAUGCAUUUGGUAGAGAUCUUGAUUCAUUUUUUCAACACAUGUAUAAUAUUUGCGUCUCUGCCAUCUCAUAGUGCCACUAGUCUCGGUGCCGUGUUACUGUACGUCCAGUGUGUCUGUUUUCCGGCUGGUUUUGGUCUCUUUAUGUUCUGGUCUAUUUUUGUUCUCCAGGCUUUUGUAAUUUUUUUGGAGAAUCAGGGAUGUGACAUCACGAGACUGACUUUUUAAAAGUAGUUGCCAUAAUACUUACAACAACAAAAUACUUACACUGCCCCCUAGUGGCAGGUCUGAGAUCAGCCCACCCUUAUAAUGUCUGCUUCAUUUUAAAACAAAUACUGAUCCGGGGCCUGAGUGCCUUCACAUUUUUUACUUGUCACAUUUAUUUCACCUGAAUAAAUCUGAUAGGUUUGAACUCUGCAUAUUAUGUUAUAUAAAAGUCAUUUUGAUGAAGGAAGGUGUUUAUGGAACCCUGAAGUGUUCAACAUUAAAUAAGACGUUAUGAAAUAAAUAAACAUAUGAAGAAACUGUGUAAACUACAUAAAUGAACUAACAUUUUUAUGAAAUAAUGAAGGAAGUUGUUAAAACUCAACUCAUUAUUUUGAAAUGUUAUGCUUAUACUUAAGUCAUUAAGUCACUAAGUAACUUAAAUUUUGUAAUCAUUUGAUUCUUUGCCUCUGGUGAGAGCUUCUAUAUAUGAGCAUUUGCCUUUUGCAUGUCUUUAUACAUUUCUGAUGAUGAAUGCUUGACAGAUGACAGAUGAUUAGACUGGCAGCUGCCAUAGCUGCGGACACUUAUCCUUCCAAGACGGCGGUGCUGCCCCAGAAUACUCCACAAUUACCUAUACUACUUACAAUGAAAUAACAUUUCAUAAUAAUGAACAGAGUUUUAAUAAUUUCUCAAUCUUUGUUUUGCAAAUCACUGUUAAUGUUACACAAUUUACCCAUGUGAAUAUUUAUUUUAUAAUUAUUUAUUUAUUUAUUCAUUGAAAAUUGAAUAUUUCCGAACCCCAUAAAUGUUAGCUGGGAAGACUGUAAGCAGUGGGGUCAGUACUUUAUAGCAGCAUGCAGCAUUAGCACACACACACACGCACACACACAAAGAUGGAAACACAUUCCCCUUCAUAUGUGACACAUGGCCUGAUACACAGGCCAAAACUCAGGGCUUUUGCAGAGUUAGAGCCGGGCUAACUCAGGUUUGGCUUCAAAGGAAUAAGUAAGAGUUUCUCACUCAGGGCUGUGGUUGACUUACUCUUCAACUGGAAACUGUGCCCUAGCCUCAAGAGCCAAAAUGUUCCCCACAUCAGAGAGGAUUCAGUGACUUCCUCUGGUUUAAACUGUGAAUGCAACGGCGACGUUUUGGAGCCACGAUGGAAACUCUUGUCUCAUUCAUCCACACAUUUUGGCGCCCCUCUGACUAUAUCUAGCACCAUCCACAGGUCCCAUUGUUUCAGGAUUUAUUUUGCAGUGAGGUGUACAAUUAUUUUGACUCCAAAAGCAUUUGAAAUGUUCUUACAUAUGGCAUCUCCCCUCUGUCGUGUUUCAGUAUUGGAAACAUAGAAGCGGAAUCCUUUUUCAAUUGAUUCUACUUCUAUGAUGAAAACUCCCUGUUAUUCUGGAUCACUGUUUGAUAAUGUCACUAAAUUUACUGUGUCCAGUUGUAUAUGUGGUAAAAAAAAAAGAAGAAGAAGAAUUCAAUAAAGAUGAUUAAGUGAUGAAUGAUAAA
Epinephelus lanceolatus (giant grouper) is the source of this 5189-nucleotide messenger RNA. It is a transcript of the gene arhgap4b, whose product is annotated as Rho GTPase activating protein 4b. The record is from RefSeq and is a predicted model, not a curated record. Gene Ontology annotation, biological process: signal transduction. NCBI's taxonomy places the organism in Eukaryota, Metazoa, Chordata, Actinopteri, Perciformes, Serranidae. Gene Ontology annotation, molecular function: protein binding.